AUGUUCUCCCAAUCCUCUUGGCAGUUUUCCCAAGACGCCUCAAUGAACCAACACAAUGGUGGAACCCCCUGCCCACCGGAUACCCAGGAAUCCAAUCUAUCAUUGGACCUGUCCCUCAACUUUGGAACACUUUCAUCCCAGACUUCCACUCCCACUCUGACUCAACUGUCUGAAGCAUACAAAAACCCAUUACAAUCCUCACCCCAACCAGCAGCAUAUACCAUCUCCGCUUCUGCCGUUGAUGAAAGCGAUGCAGCAGAUGCCUGCACUGCUGCUGCCCUUUCAAUCUUAGAAAUGUCACAAACAACUCCCAACACAGCUUCUCCACAGAAGGACGAGCCUCCACCAAAUCUUAUUUUCAAAACUGAUCCCCUUGCAAAUCUUUGGAAGGAACAGUCUGAUUUACUGCGUUGUUACGCCUGUCCAAAUUCCCUUCGCACCGCCACAAUUGCAAAACUGUUUUUCACAGAGGAACAAUUUGGAAACGACGCCGUCAUGCUAGCCCUUGGAACUACCUUUCUUCUUCGCAGCAAUUCCCCAUCCUACUUUUCCAAUUUCCAAGUUGGCAUUAUUUUCAAAACCAACUUGCGCUGCAAAAACGGGGCUCCACUGGAUAUGCAUGUUGAGAACUCAGCUGAACUUGACCGUGAGAUAGAUACACUCUCAAGUCUGGCUUCUGCCAUUGGGAAAAAGGACGGCAGAAAGCUGCAGUUGGGUUUUGCAAACGUGAAACGCAGACUCACUGUUCAACUUGAGAUUGUCUACGUCUUGCAUCACCUCAUUCGAGGGCUACUCCGACAUGUUCUUCCACUGGCAGCAAUAAAACAUGAUGAUUGUUUCUGGUUUCUGAGUCUGUUGAUGGUAUCAUGUCCAACAGAGAAUGACUGCUAUGAAACCAUCCUCAAGGUGGCUGUUGCAACCCAAGCAAUCCAGCAAUCACCUCUGCUGGAGCAUCUUCGCACAUUGUGGGAAAAUCGCAGCACAGAACCAAGUGUAGCCUUCCUUCAAAAAAUUCAUUUGUUAUUCUCUUCCCUCUCCCACAAUUUUCCAACUUCAGAUCUCAAUUCCUCUUUGAGGGACACUUGGGGAUUGCUGGAGCGAGCUGGGCUGAAAAGCACUGUACUUGUUCAGCAGUUCCACAUUGUGAGCUUUGGAAUUAAACACCAGCGGGGUGUGAUUGUCAAUCCAGUGCACUACUUUUUCACCACAGUCGUUGCCAAGGCCGUUCACCUUUCUUCAAAACACUCUUGCACCCAAGGUCAACUCCAGGGGGCGCUGAUACUGUUCAAAACCUACAUAUUUGAGAGAAAAAAACAACGCAUUACUAUUGGCAAAGAACAGCGCCAUGUUCUAGCCCAGAAACGCCCGGUUCAGGCCCUCAAAUCUACAUUAUCAAAUACUCAUUUGAUGCUGGAGGAAAGUCUUGACAGUGCCCUAAAAUCGAUUUUGGUUCUGCCAGAGAUUCUACCGCGCGUCUCUCAUGGUCAACAAUCCACACCGCUUCCAAAGAAUCUUGGAUCUCUUUGCUGUUUAAAACAAGUCAGCCACAAAGACAAGAAUCAAUUUUUUCGUCUGUGGCAAAACAACGGAGACCCAACCACCACAGUUGUCACACCUGCUGGAAGUGACUCCAAAAUCUUUCUGGAGAGUGUGAAACGGUUACGAAAAGAUUGGCUUCGAGACGAUAUUAUCAAUUAUUUUUUUGCAAAGCUGCAGGACAGAUCCAGGCGGAGAUACGAUGCCAAUCUUGUUUCCUCAAAUCAGCUCUGCUGGUUCUUCACAUCUUAUUUCUUCACAAGGGCAAUGAACUUAGAAGGUCGCUCUGGUUUUGGGAAGGGACACUCAAAUCCUGAUGCAGGCGUCGACAAGAGCGGUGAAUACUUCAACAAGUACAACUACAAUAAUGUCAGGAGAUGGACCAAGCGGCAGCUCCCAAGUGGUACCAAUCUGUUCCAAAUCGAUAAACUGGCCAUUCCUGUCAAUUUUGGGGGCGUCCAUUGGAUGCUUUGUGUUGUGUUCAUCCAGAGGAAGGAAAUCCAUAUAUUUGAUUCCCUCCUUUCUCACAAAUACGACUCCUGCCUUGUGCGCAGUGUUGUUUUCCAGUACAUUCUUGACGAGUACCAAUCGGUCCAUGGCAAACCAAUGGACAGAACAGAGAUUGACCAUUGGAGGUUUGCAGACAAAGUUUUAAAUGCUCCACAACAGCGCAACACUCGGGAUUGUGGUGUCUUCACUGUUCUUUUUGGCGAAUACCUUGCUACAGGGCACCCUAUGGAUAGACUUGGAAAAGAACUCAGGGGUAGCGAGAAAUACGAGGCUGUGGUUUCUCGUUGCCGCCUAAGACUUGCAGCUAUGGUUCUAAACAAUCUAGAUUUAGACUAG
Messenger RNA from Cylindrotheca closterium, 2382 nucleotides. Lineage: Eukaryota; Bacillariophyta; Bacillariophyceae; Bacillariales; Bacillariaceae. The record is from the annotation of a GenBank genome assembly.